Messenger RNA from Anisakis simplex (herring worm), 1662 nucleotides. The record is from the annotation of a GenBank genome assembly. Lineage: Eukaryota; Metazoa; Nematoda; Chromadorea; Rhabditida; Anisakidae.
AUGUGGUUCAACAAUUUUGACGAUGAUGACGAUCUGGAAGGAUCAUAUAUGCUGUCAGAUGCCGGUAAGAAGUGCACAAUAUUCGUGAUUGAUGCAUCACCGAAAAUGUUUGAGAAGUACGAAGGUGAAAGUGGCGACGACAAUCGAUCAUCGGAUUGUGCAUUCAGAAGAGCAUUGAAGAUAAUUCGUGUACAAUUGGUGAAUAGAGCAGUCACCUCUUCGAACGGGGAGUACACGGCGAUUAUAUUCAUUAAUACGGCGAAAAGUUGGAAUAAUGUUGAUAAUGUGGUUACUUGGCAAGAGCUAGGAGUAAUCAGUGCUGAACGGGUGAAGCAGAUCGAUAACUUGAUCAAAUCAGGUUAUUUUUUUGGUUAUAUUUUUCGCAAAAUGUUUUUGGUGAUUUUAUUCGUUGAAAACAUUAAACCUGAAUGCGAUUCCGUCCUGCAGAAGACAUCUCAUCGGCAUUUCACGAAAUUGGUGGAGGUCAUGGAAAAUGUGAUUAUAGUGAUGUUCUUUUCUUGUGCAUCAAACUGGUCAAAUCUAAAGAAUGCAAUCACUUUUAGUCCGGUAUUUCAACGGAGAGUGGUGUAUUUGUUUACGAAUGAACCGAAUCCAUUCGGUUCGAGCAAACAACACACGAUUGGUGCAAUCAAGAACGCUGAUGAUCUACGUAAGCAUAACACCGAAUUCGCGAUUUUUCCGAUUUUAUCUGAACGUGAUGAAUUCGCAUUCGACUUUAACGUCUGGAAACAUCUAGACGCAGACGUUGAAAAACAUAGCGAUAAUAUUGUUGAAUUGGAAGAAGAUAUCGCUCGUAAACAAUACGCACGAAGAAAUAUCUCAACGAUGGAUUUUUCGUUGAGUGAUGAUGUGAAAAUAUCUGUUGGAAUAUAUUCGUUGAUACGAUCUGAAAAAAUGCCUUCAUCCGAUACUUUGGAUGCAGAGAGGAACGAAAAAGUGCAGAGGUCGUUUAUUUACACAAAUAAGCAGAAUCAUGAAGAAAUGCCAUUGUUUGAACACGAAAUUACACGACGACAGCAGGUGGGUGGCGCUGAAGUAAAUAUGAGUGCUGACGAAAUUGAGAAGUUACGCCGACUCACACCUCCUGGACUGGUUUUACUGGGUUUUAAACCGGUAUCUGCGUUGAAGCUUUCACAUCAUAUUCGAUGUUCACAGUACGUAUAUCCCUUAGAAUCGUUAACAGUUGGUUCAGCACGUUUAUUAAGAACGCUGCUGGAAGUGUGUGAAGCAAAGAAGAAGAUUAUGAUUUGUCGAUAUACACAAAAGGAAAAUACACCUCCGAAAUUAGUCGCACUUGUACCUCAGUCAGCAGCCAGCCACGAUCAGUCAGACCACUCAAAGUUAUUGACGAUUUCAUUUGAUUCAUUAAUGCUGGAACCAGUGUCAAUGUUCGAAGUGCGCAGUAAUAUUACAUUCGACAAAUGCCAUCAAUUGUAUAUAAUUAUCUGUAUUAUUAGUUCGUAUGAUUGCCACUCUGUCACGAAUUCAUUUCAGUCCAAAGACAGUGAUAAGUUUCGAUAUCCCGGAUUUCAUUUAGUGUAUUUGCCAUUUUUCGAAGAUAAACGUGAUCUCAGCGAGCAGAUGUCACAUCCUGAUGGAGAAUGGCCAAAAGGUUCAUUUUUAGUGUCACAUGCUGUUUGA